Molecule: messenger RNA, 843 nt
Organism: Xenia sp. Carnegie-2017
Lineage: Eukaryota; Metazoa; Cnidaria; Anthozoa; Malacalcyonacea; Xeniidae
Exons: 3
Coding region: 11-604 (197 amino acids)
Biological process (GO): regulation of transcription by RNA polymerase II
Cellular component (GO): transcription regulator complex; nucleus
Source: RefSeq, a predicted model, not a curated record
GUGAACAAAGAUGGCUGGUUACGAAGAAGUGCUCAUAAAUUCUUUUCGCAAUUUUCCAGUAUUAUUUGAUCUUGCGGACAGAAAUUAUAAAAAUGAGCCGAUGAGAGUGAAUGCGUGGCAUCAAAUUCUAGACGAUCUGAGAGCUGUUGGCUUUACAGGAACAGUUGAGGAGCUCAAGGCAAAAAUGAAAAGCCUUAGGGACGUAUACGUGAGGUACAAAAAGAAAAAUGAUGCUGCCAUAAAAUCAGGAGCUCCAGCCUCAUCCACACCAUCAUGGGAGUUUUGGGGUUUGAUGACAUGGUUGGACGAUUACAGAAAGCGCCGACGAACAUCAACUAACAUGUCUGUCACUGUAAUUGAAGAUGAAUCAGUCAAUGAAGUUACAGAUGAAAGUAACAGCAUUGGUACAUUGACACUCGAAGUAGAUGAUCUGGAGAGCAGUCAGUUUUCUGAAGCAGUCGAUCCAACUUCGCACUCAAUCACAUUCCAACCCAUAUCAUCACCAUCAUAUAUUUCAUCCACCUCAGCUUCAUCAUCUAGAGCAGCAACACCAUCGGCACCACCAACACGAUCAAAAAAAAAAGAGAAAGAAAGCUCAAGAUGAUGGUCCUAACGAAUACCAGCUGCGGUUGCUGAGCAGUUUGGAAAAAAUUACUCAACAAUCAGCAUCUCCCCCAACUGAAUCAUCAAUGGACGAGUAUGAACAUUUUGGCAGAAGCAUAGCUUUACAAAUCAGAAAGCUUCCUUCUGAUUACCUUAAAGCACUGGCUAAAAAAAGAAUCCAGGAUGUUCUUUUUGACAUUGAAUAUAAUGAAAAAUAAUAGUGCUUUAUCUAUAUUACAA